CCAGCUCUUCAUCUACCAGUAUGUGGAAUCUAGACUCACCAACGAGUACGGCGUAGAUGGCAAGUCCUGUCUACUCAGGUUUAUCUGCGAAAUAAACCGUUUCCCAAUCCGAGAGUGGACCAUAAUUGGAGAGCUGAUUUCUGAGAUGUUUACGCCAAGAGAAGGGGAAGAAGGAUACCUUGAGGCAUACCACUACGCAGCUGAAACUGGGAGGAGUGCUGUAGGCCUAUCUCCUUGUUCCCACGAGUACUCAAAUUCUUGUCCAAUGAGUGUCUUCAACUUUUUCAACCAGCAGGAGGUUUUCUGAGGAAUGCUGAUUUUUAAAAAGCAUCCCUGAGUUCUUGAGGCUAUGGAUGAACUUGACGACUUGCCCGCGGCUUCAGACUCGGCAGAGGGCCUGCCCAAAUCAAAGAGUUCGUCUCCUUGUGUCGUCAGGUCGGCCCGGGGAUCAGAAGAGUUGAAUCUGGGCGAGAAGAGGGAGUCUCCGGAUAGGAACGACAGCGGCGCUGAGGAAAGUCUAGUUAACCCGCCACCACCGGCCGAAUUGGGUGAAGAUGUUUGUGCUAUGCUCCGUGGUGAUGCGAUUGGAAACACUGCCUACACACAGCGUUGGGUGCUAAACACUCUGGUUGUAAUCACUCAGGCACUGCCGUACUACCUAGCCUCAGAAGUCGAACCCGUUCCAGAUGUGGCUUUCAGCCAGGAAAAUGAGGAUUCCAAGAAUAUGGACACAGAGGAACCUUCUAAGGAGGCAAAAGGGGCUAACGGUUUGGAGGAGGAGAGACCGCCCAUAUUGGAAUUAGCAGAAGACGUUGAAAGUGCUGCCUGCCAGUUGUGGGACAUGACAGUGGAACCUGAUGUGGUAAUCCACCUUCUUGACCUCGGAGCAGUUGACAUUUUACAGUUGGCAACGGAUAUAAUCACAAUGUCACGCGCACCAAGGCUAACGGAAGUGGUCGUAGGGGUCGUAGCUAACAUGAGCUGCCAACCCGCAGGCUGCAAAAGAAUUAUCAACCAUCAGGCAUUGCUCAACGCUUGCCUAGCCCUUCCACAGACGACAGACGACGUGCCGACGCUCAUCGAGGCUUUCCGGUUUCUGCGGCUUCUCCUCUGGCACCUGAGCCACCGAAUUCCGAUAAGUUCUCGCUCUGGGUGCCCAUUGAUUAUGUCACUCAAAGGGCAUGAAGCACUGAAAGUUGCCCUGGUAUUUAUUUUGAAAAACAGUUUGAGUGAAACUCUUCUCAGCUCAGUAUUUCAGUUUCUUGAAAUUUUGCUGUACCUUUGGUUACCUGAAGACCAGGGCUAUAUGGCUGCUCAUUAUGCUGAAUCAGGUUUAGUCGAGGGCAUAGUGGAAGUGAUGCGCCACUUUCUGAAGCAGGCAGAGAAGAACGGAUGUCAGGAACUUCCCAAGGAGGUUCAUAAAGGAAUUCUAAUCCUGUACAGUUUCGUUGGCACACAUGCAUCACACCUUAUCAGUAGUUUCGACCAGUACGAACCACUGUUGGAGCCGAUUGUGGUGAGCUACGUGGAACACAUAGCAAAAGUGGAGAACACCGAGGAACUACUCGAAGACGAAAAUGCCGAGAGACUCACAUACGCUCUCGGCCUUUGCGAGCUCCUUGUGCCCACCAUGCGGCACCCAAAUAUCCUUUCGUCUAUAGGCAAGCUGUUGGUGUUAACACACGGGGCCAACCAUCGCCAUGGGACACCCCUUGGAAAGAGCGUGCAGUCAGCCCCCAACUUUGCCCCAGACAAAAGGAGCCACAGAAAACUCCGCAGAAGCAGAAGUAGGAAGAGCAGAUCGUCGCAAGAGCAGAUGGAAACAGAUUCGUUGGUACCCGAGCAAGACGCGAAGGAAGAACGGGGGCAAGACGAGCGAAGGAAAGAAAGACGGAAGGGCCCCAAGUUCAAACGGAUCCCUUCGACAGCAAGGUCGACGAGUGUCUGACGAGCAGCGUUGCUUCUUCCCAGGGUUUGGCUGACUUUUCAGCCAGCACUGUCCAAGAAUCACCAGGAGCGGUGGCCUGUGAAACUUUACGAAAUGAACCUUCCAGUUCAGUAACAAACAAUUCCCCAGCGAUGAAUGAGGCGAUUG
This is a messenger RNA of Macrobrachium nipponense, 2095 nucleotides long. RefSeq lists its product as uncharacterized. NCBI's taxonomy places the organism in Eukaryota, Metazoa, Arthropoda, Malacostraca, Decapoda, Palaemonidae. Bases 350 to 1948 code for a protein of 532 amino acids. The transcript has 11 exons. Gene Ontology annotation, cellular component: nucleoplasm. The record is from RefSeq and is a predicted model, not a curated record.